UAGAAAUCGGGGUAUAUAAAGCCCUUGAUCUCCGCUGAGUUUGUUCUUCAUCCAGAUCAACAAUCACAUCUUUCUAUCUUCACAUCCCACCUACGCUGAAAAUGCAGUUUACCAACAUCAUCCUCGCCCUGAUGGCCAGUUCUAUGGUCAUGGCUGCUCCUGCUCAAGACAGUGGCAGUAGUACUGAUAGUGCUGCUGUGUCUUGCCCUAGUGGAUGGAUUCAGUGUGGGGAAUGCAAUGGCACAUCGUGCAAAGUCGCAGGAACCAACCGAGCGGUGCUGGAGAUGGAGCUAUCUGUGGCUCGUCCGAUCUUUCUAUCGACAUGGACUGCCCUGGAGGAAGGAACUAAACGUGUUUAUCAACUCUAGGAGGGAGGAAUUAUGGAUGAUCGCAGAACUAUCAUUCCCACAAUGGUCUUCAUUUUGUGAUUACUUUUGUUGCAGUCGAAUGCCAUUUUAACCUUAUAUUAAGUAUAAACCAAGAAUAGUUUUGAUUUUCCUGCAUGGCACAAAUUGUGAUU
Aspergillus wentii DTO 134E9 is the source of this 520-nucleotide messenger RNA. RefSeq lists its product as uncharacterized. Lineage: Eukaryota; Fungi; Ascomycota; Eurotiomycetes; Eurotiales; Aspergillaceae. The transcript has 3 exons. Bases 102 to 368 code for a protein of 88 amino acids. The record is from RefSeq and is a predicted model, not a curated record.